Messenger RNA from Galendromus occidentalis (western predatory mite), 1158 nucleotides. RefSeq names its product 3-hydroxyacyl-CoA dehydratase 1 (gene Hacd1). The record is from RefSeq and is a predicted model, not a curated record. Gene Ontology annotation, biological process: sphingolipid biosynthetic process; very long-chain fatty acid biosynthetic process; fatty acid elongation. Bases 141 to 815 code for a protein of 224 amino acids. NCBI's taxonomy places the organism in Eukaryota, Metazoa, Arthropoda, Arachnida, Mesostigmata, Phytoseiidae. Gene Ontology annotation, cellular component: endoplasmic reticulum membrane. Gene Ontology annotation, molecular function: 3-hydroxyacyl-CoA dehydratase activity. The transcript has 5 exons.
UUUAAAACCGAAGUCGAAUGAACGGCUAACCUCAGCCGGCACUUUCUUCGCUCAGUUGUCUUCGCUCCGUCGCGUCUUACCCUGUGACGAGACGUUCUCCGUGUUUGUUGACGUGGACGCAGUCGAGUGGCCGAACGAACAUGUCGAAAAAAGAGCAAAGCGGCGCUGCCAAAGCGUAUCUCACGCUCUACAACUCCGCUCAAACCUUGAGCUGGACUCUGAUCCUUGUGAAGACUCUACUCUACUUCCAAGAAAAAAAAUGCUAUAAGGGUGCCUUCGAGAACGUGGAGUGGGAGCUAGGAAUCGCACAAACCGCAGGAUUCCUCGAAGUUGUUCACUGCCUCGUCGGUCUCGUGAGGUCGAACCCCUUCUUGACGUUCAUUCAGAUCCUCUCGCGUGUCGUGGUCUAUUACGGAGUUCUCGUCAUAGUUCCAGAGUCGAGAGUGCAAAUCGGUCUGCCCAUGCUCUUGGUGGCUUGGUGCAUCGCCGAAAUAACGCGUUACCUCUUCUACGUUCUCGCUCUGUAUGACGCCUGCCCUCCCAUUCUCAUCUGGUGCAGAUACUCUUUCUUCUUAAUUCUGUACCCAACGGGAGUUUCGGGUGAACUCCUCUCGAUGUACUCAGCUCUACCCCUCAUCAGGAAAAGAAGUCUUCUAACCGUGAGCUUGCCGAACGACUUCAACUGGUCGUUCGAUUACCAUUGGUUCAUGAUUUUCGUCAUGCUUACCUAUAUUCCCGGUUUCCCUCAAAUGUACGGUCACAUGCUCAAGCAACGCUCCAAGGUGCUCAACCCGCCCAAAGUUAAAUCUCAAUAGGUGUCGGACACCAUGCUAGGUACCGCCAAUAUUAACAAUAUUAGCGACAAUGAUCGCAGCCAGCUCCGGGAGCAUUAGGCAAUUAUCACAAAGUUCAAGUUGAUAAGUGUUGAUAUCGUGCAAUGACGGUCAAUGGCGAGCCUGUGGCCGCGAAGCGUUACGUCCAGACAUUCCAUAUUUAUCGCGGUGAAGUUCUGAGGAGGCACUCAUAUACUCUUAUGUACAUGCGACGAGCGCUCAGGAUUCGGAGCCAGAUCCCCUGUCGGGCAGAAAAGACAGUUGACAUUAUUCUGUACUUAUAUUUUCCAAAGGACGAAAUAAAGGGAAUUUCGACAGAAGGUAA